ACGCCAUCUUACGAGAUUUAGGUUAAUUAUUGGGGAACUAUUGUGUUUUAUCGUAAUUAAUGUUUAAGAGUUCAUAAUAGAAAAUCGCGAACAGAAACAACAAUAAUUAUUAUUUUUUAUCUUGGAUAAUUUAUUAUUUCAUUCCAAUCAUGGAUGAUUUACAGAAUUACAAAUUACAACUUCAACAGGUUGAGGCUGCUCUUACGACAGAUCCAACCAAUGAAGAACUUUUAAAAUUAAAAAUCGAUCUCGAAGAAGUAAUAGAACUAACGCAUGAUUUAAUUAAAUCUCAACAACAGGAAAAAAGGCAAGCCAAUGGCAUGGAUGCUAAAGAUCCUAUUUUGCUUGCAGUGUUGGCUAAUAAAUGGAAGGUUGGUGAUCAGUGCAUGGCUCCAUGGAGCGAAGAUGGCAAGUAUUACGAGGCAACUAUAGAUGUUAUAAGCGAAGAUGGAGUUGUAAACGUUACGUUUAAUGAAUACAAAAAUACUGAUGUUACCAUGCUCAGUCAACUCAAAUCGAUAGCUAAAAGGCCAGCAUCUGAUUGGGCAGAUCAAAAAUCAAAAAAAAUGCAAGCGGCUGCUAUUGCAGGAGCUGAUCCAAAUAAACAAAGAGAAUAUCUUAAGAAAAAAAAACAAAGAAAGCUACAACGAUUCAAGGAACUUGAGGAGGAACGCGAGAUGGAGAAAAAUAAAUGGUUAGCUUUUACAAAUAAGUCUUCGAAGAAGGGUGUAAUAAAAAAGAGCAUAUUUGCGACACCAGAGAAUGUUAACGGUAGAGUAGGUAUCGGCACAUGUGGCGUAAGUGGUCGAGAAAUGACUAAGUUUAGUAAUGGUGAAAAAUGGAGGAGAGGAGCGUGAAUAUUAAUGUAAAUAAGGAAAAAUAUAACACAUUCUGUGAGAUAGAAUUUUGAACCAUUGUUAAAUUUGAUGAAAUUCAGUUUCUAUGAACACUGAGAUUGUAUGUUGUAUCGUUUUGUGAGAGUGAUCGAUAGGCACAGAAAAAAAAUAAAAUAACCAAUAAUAAUAUCAGAGUGUGCACAGGUAUGUAAAAGUUCAAUGAAUGAAAACUUUUACUCUAAUAAAUUCUUACAUUAUUUUGUAUUUUUUAUCUUAUACUAUCGAAGAAGAAUGACUGUCACGAAUAAGUGUUUCUAGAUUUAAUAUCCUUUGUAAGUAUAAUUUGUUUAUAAUUAAUUAAUGAUUCAAAUAAAUGUAUAUUUUGACGUCAUGCUAUUGAA
Polistes dominula (European paper wasp) is the source of this 1237-nucleotide messenger RNA. It is a transcript of the gene Spf30, whose product is annotated as Splicing factor 30. The record is from RefSeq and is a predicted model, not a curated record. Gene Ontology annotation, biological process: mRNA processing; regulation of alternative mRNA splicing, via spliceosome. NCBI's taxonomy places the organism in Eukaryota, Metazoa, Arthropoda, Insecta, Hymenoptera, Vespidae. Gene Ontology annotation, cellular component: precatalytic spliceosome; nucleus; cytoplasm. Gene Ontology annotation, molecular function: RNA binding.